Tripterygium wilfordii is the source of this 1173-nucleotide messenger RNA. Its product is annotated as myb-like protein AA. Bases 1 to 1173 code for a protein of 390 amino acids. Gene Ontology annotation, cellular component: nucleus. Gene Ontology annotation, biological process: regulation of DNA-templated transcription. Gene Ontology annotation, molecular function: DNA-binding transcription factor activity, RNA polymerase II-specific; RNA polymerase II cis-regulatory region sequence-specific DNA binding. Lineage: Eukaryota; Viridiplantae; Streptophyta; Magnoliopsida; Celastrales; Celastraceae. The transcript is spliced from 4 exons. The record is from RefSeq and is a predicted model, not a curated record.
AUGUGUUUGUUUCUUACAAACACCACCAAUGGCCUCUACUGUCACUGUUACUCCUCUACUCUAUACAGACAAGGAGGUGGGUUCUCUUCUUUCAGUCAUGAUAACUAUGGAGUAGUAUUGACAACUGGUUGUUCUUCAUCACCUCCAGAAAUUUGUGUGUUCACUUAUUCUGAUCAAAUGGAGGAUGUGAGAGCUGGUUGUUGGGGUUUUCCUCUUAAAGGGAAUUGCAACACAAGUAUUACAAGUUCUAGCGGUGAUGUGGUGGAGGUUAAUAAGGGCUCCUCCGAUUGCAGUGAUGACAACCUGAAUAUGAACAAUGAAGAGACAAAAGAACAAACAGAUUGUGGACAUUCAAAGCUUUGUGCAAGGGGACAUUGGAGACCUGCAGAGGAUACCAAGCUCAAGGAACUUGUGGCUCUAUAUGGCCCUCAAAAUUGGAACCUUAUUGCUGAGAAGUUGGAAGGUAGAUCAGGUAAGAGUUGCAGACUGAGAUGGUUCAACCAAUUGGAUCCAAGAAUCAAUAGAAGAGUAUUUACAGAGGAGGAAGAAGAGAGGCUAAUGCAAGCUCACAGACUUUAUGGUAACAAAUGGGCAAUGAUUGCUAGACUUUUCCCAGGAAGAACUGAUAAUGCUGUCAAGAACCAUUGGCAUGUCAUAAUGGCUAGGAAAUACAGAGAACAAUCAAGUGCUUAUCGACGAAGAAAGCUCACCCAAUCUGUCUACUCAAGGCAUUUGGAGGACAAUCCAACCUUCUCACCCACUAAUAAUUAUAAGUACCCUCCAAACAUGAUGACCAAGUCCCCCCAGAGUUCUGGAUUUUGUGCACAAUUACAACAAACCCAUUUGGAUUCCUUCACUGGUCCUAAGAACAAUGAAGGCAUGGAAAUGUUGAGUCAGGGCAGACCAUGGAAUGAGCCUCACAUUUCUGGUUUCUUUCCCCACCACCCUCCUCCAACGCAACACUCAAAUUACUAUUACUUGUUGAGGGAGUCUGCAGCAGCACCAACUGAUCAUCAGAAGCAAGUGUCAUGGGUGCCUGACCCUGAAGCUACGUCAUCAGCAGCAGCAGCAGAGAACAAGGAGACCAUUAAUCCUCCACCAUUCUUCGACUUUCUUGGGGCCUUGCUGACUGUGGACCUAAAACUCAAGACCAGAGAUUCCCCUGAAACUUAA